GUAGAGCAGGGGUGUCCAGCUGGGGCCUUGCAGAUGUUCAUGGACUACGACUCCCAUCAGCCUCUGCCAGAUGUCUUUCCUCCAGCUUCCAUCUCUGCCUUUGUCUACCUCUGUCCAGGGCAGAAAGUGCUGGAAUUGGGGUGUUCAACUCUGGCUCUCCAGAUGUUCAUCGACUAUGAUUCCCAUCAGCCCCUUCCAGCUGUAGAAAUUGAGACACAGAGACUACUGAGAGGGGGGAUGAUUCCACUGUCUAGAAGAAGAUCCAUCAUGUGGUGGAGCUGUUCAUAAUGAUUGGCAAUUCUGACCCUGGUGAAAGUCAAAAAGGCUCUUAUAUUCCAAUAAUUGGCUUCCUAGAAAAGCAGAAGUCUUGAUUCUUCUUUUCCCAUCACUGCUAAGGAGGCAGCUCCUAUGUUGCUGCUGGUAGAAAUAUUCAGUUUAUUGUUGGUUCUUUCUGUAGAGCAAUGGGGCGAUCCAACUGUCUGAAUUCUUGCGUCCCAGUGCAAAGGGUGCAACCGGUAGAAAGCGGGGCCUGAGGGUACAGCCCCAAGUAUCAGCAGCUCAAGAAGGAACUCGAAAAAGAGUUUCCGGGCAAGCUGGAAAUGAGUGGUGAAGGGACUCCCGAGGUCACGGGAUGGUUUGAAGUGACCAUUGCAGGGAAGCUGGUGCACUCCAAGAAGAACGGAGAUGGCUUCGUGGACAACCCAACCAAGUUACAGAAGAUAAUUACGGCCAUUAAGGCAGCUUUGGCAUAAAGAUUGCUGGGAGAACACGCCAGCAGAUCACUGGAUAGCAGAGUUCAAAGAAGAAUCCGCUUUGUUCAUUCUAGCCGACGCUUAAUGAUGGGAGCUGCUGAAAUGUCACCUGACGUAUGGCUGAUCUCUGAAAAAUCCUGCGUGGGAUGCUAGUUUGACCAGAAUUGGACAGGCAUUUAAACUCUGAACACGAUGUGCUUUAACACCUCUGUGCACAGCUGUGCUGGGUACUGAAACUACACCUCUGGAGUUGUAUGUUCCAGGGAUCUGCAACCUGCGGCUCUCCAGAUGUUCAUGGGCUACAAUUCCCAUCAGCCCCUGCCAGCAUGGCCAAUUGGCCAUGCUGGCAGAAACUGAUGGGAAGUGUAAUCCAUGGUAUCUGAGAGCCGCUAGGUAAUAACACCAUUGAUUUUGGGCAUACUGCAAAAUAGAUAUUGGCUUUCUGCUUAAAGUUUGGCGCUUUUAGCGUGCCUAAUAAUGGUAACUAGCUGUCAGGCUGGAGGAGAGUGGGGAAAAGAAGGUUGCAGAGCUAUUUGUGAUUUUUGAAUGUCUUCAACUUUCUGUGAGGUGUGUAAAAAUAAACUUUAAAAUUUA
Sphaerodactylus townsendi is the source of this 1346-nucleotide messenger RNA. It is a transcript of the gene SELENOW, whose product is annotated as selenoprotein W. Gene Ontology annotation, cellular component: cytosol. The record is from RefSeq and is a predicted model, not a curated record. Gene Ontology annotation, biological process: response to selenium ion. The transcript has 6 exons. Lineage: Eukaryota; Metazoa; Chordata; Lepidosauria; Squamata; Sphaerodactylidae.